CUCACAUAAUUUUUAAAUAAAAUGGAUUAAUUAUAAUAAGUGAAAUGGAUAAUGUCGAGUCAUAAAAAAUCUAAAAAAGAUUAGAUCAAGCGGACGGACCAUAUCUCAUUGUAAGACCUAAGAACCGUACACAAGAUCUAUAUUGGGUAAUUGCGAAACAUAAUUUCCUACCGUCCAAUUUCGAUCUUCAAUACAUUUCUUCUAAAUCAACAGCCCACAUGCGUUGACCACGGAGAGCAGGUGAACUGACGUAAAAACCAACACCUUCAAAUUUGCGAAGCGCCGGUCUCUCCCUCUCUCUCUCUCUCUCUCUCUCUCUCGAUGUGUUAAAUCUUGAAACCCUAAAUUAUUUUAACGUCCGUUUUGCAAUCCAGUACACCAGGUUCUUCCGUAGUCUCGAUACAAGUUGUAAUUCCGAGUACAAUAAACUGGUAUCUUAUAUGCUGCGUCUUUGAAUUCUUGACCUUCGAUUAUUAUUGAGACCUUUGUAACGGCAGAAUGGAUAAUGUACCUGCUCACUUGCCAAAUUCACCUUCAGCUAAGGCUUCUGACGUACAAACCCCCGCAGCUGCAGAUUCAGGACCAAAUAAUUCUACACAUGAUGCACCAUCAAAGCUGUCAUCAUGGGCUAAAAAUUUGAAAAUUCCUCAGCCAUUUGCUGCCUCACAAGAGGACUCACCAACAGGAAAUGCUGGAAAAUCAACUUUUUCACGGUUUACUAGUGGGCUAGGUCUGCGCUCAUCUCCCAAAUCUCCUCCUGCUAAUGACUGUUCUGAUGGAGCUUCAACAACAACACAACCUGGUUUUCUUGGAACAAUUACAAAAGGCAUAGUCGACUCUUCUAAAAAUGCAGUGAAAGCUGUACAGGUCAAGGCUCGUCAUGUCGUUUCACAGAACAAACGAAGAUACCAGGAAGGAGGAUUUGACUUAGAUAUGACAUACAUCACUGAGAACAUAAUUGCUAUGGGGUUCCCUGCUGGUGACAUGAGCUCUGGGUUUUUUGGAUACGUUGAGGGGCUCUAUCGAAAUCACAUGGAAGAAGUGAUUAAGUUUUUUGAAACCCAUCACAAGGGCAAGUACAAAGUAUAUAACCUUUGCUCUGAGAGACUAUAUGAUGCUUCAUUAUUUGAAGGAAAGGUGGCAAGUUUCCCAUUCGAUGAUCAUAAUUGCCCCCCAAUUCAAUUGAUAAUAUCUUUUUGUCAAAGUGCUUAUGCAUGGCUGAAGGAGGAUAUUGAGAAUGUUGUGGUUGUGCACUGCAAAGCUGGGAUGGCAAGGACAGGGUUGAUGAUCUCUAGCCUUCUUCUAUACUUGAAGUUCUUCCCCACUGCUGAAGAGUCCAUGGACUACUACAACCAGAAAAGAUGUGUGGAUGGAAAGGGGCUUGUUCUGCCAAGUCAAAUUAGAUAUGUCAAAUACUUUGAACGCACCUUGACAUACUUCAAUGGUGAAAACCAGCCUGGGCGCAGGUGCAUGCUUAGAGGAUUCCGGCUUCAUCGUUGCCCUUAUUGGGUCAGGCCCUCCAUCACUGUCUCUAAUUAUAAUGGUGUUCUUUUCUCCACAAAGAAGCAUCCACGUACCAAGGAUCUCUCACCAGAAGAUUUUUGGUUUAGCGCACCAAAGAAAGGAGUUAUGGUCUUUGCUUUGCCUGGGGAGCCUGGUCUGACUGAGUUGGCUGGGGACUUCAAAAUUCAUUUUCAUGAUCGCCAAGGAGAUUUUUACUGUUGGUUAAACACAACAAUGAUCGAAAACAGAAAAAUUCUGAAUACCGGUGAUCUUGAUUGGUUUGACAAGAGGAAAUUGCCUUCCCCAGGUUUCCAGGUUGAGGUUGUGCUGGUAGAUUAUAAUGGCACUGUUCCAAUGAAGCCCCAGGCUGAAACUGCUAUCAAUAAGCCAGAUGAAAGCGCAGAGACCAGUGUUGCAUCCACUGAUGCAGGUGCAGCCCCAUCAAACAAAAAUAAAGACCCAGGACAUGAUGACAAAGAUGAUGUGUUCUCAGACAGUGAGGUAGAAGAAUCUGGUUCAUCAAAGAGUGGGCGGCGUAAGGCAGCCUCAGCAGAGGGAGCAGCUGCUCCCUCAGCCACCUCCAAAUCCGAAACACAUACCAAUUCAGAUCGAGUUGCAAGUUUGGUGCAUUCUACCGAACAAGUUUCGUUAGGAAGUGUAAACUCCCAACAGAUGCAUUCCACUAGGGAGCCGAGAAAAGAUGUUGAUGCAGCUGUUAAAGUUUCCAGCUCAGAAAGUGAAUUCAAGGCAAUGGCUGCUGAUGCAUCUGUUUUCACGUUUGGAGAUGAUGAAGACUAUGAAAGUGAGUAAACUGGGGCAGAUGCCAAACUUUGUGUACAUAAAUUGGCUUGCAAGUUAUAGGUAAUUAAUGUUCAAUCCUAUUCGUUUCAUUUGUAUCAUCGUCAUCAUCAUGUCUGUUAGAAUAAUCGCUGCGUUAAAUUGUGAAUCAAAGUGAAUGGAAUUUGUUUCGUUACUCGGUGAAGAAAAUUAUUUUGGCAUUACUUUUGUGUGGUUGUUAAGCAACUUUUGUUGUCAUUGCUUAGAAAAUCUGCUUGUUUUGUUCUUUUCUCCGGUUGUCCAUAGGAUCAACGGGAAGCCUCUACGAAAAUGAUGAGAUACAAACUUUGAAACGAUAUCAAACCGUACAAGAUUUUCUUUGCGUUGACAUUGUCAUCAGUCACCUAGGCAAAGGUCAAAUCAAAAUUAGCCAAAAUCUCUGAAUCUAUCGUAGCUUUGGAGUUGUGACGGUUUGACCGGUUUCUUCUCCUCUUCAUACGUGGAUUACGAUCUAAAAGGUUUUUCUCUUGGAAGACGUGUU
Molecule: messenger RNA, 2821 nt
Organism: Durio zibethinus
Lineage: Eukaryota; Viridiplantae; Streptophyta; Magnoliopsida; Malvales; Malvaceae
Product: phosphatidylinositol 3,4,5-trisphosphate 3-phosphatase and protein-tyrosine-phosphatase PTEN2A-like
Biological process (GO): dephosphorylation
Cellular component (GO): cytosol
Molecular function (GO): phosphatidylinositol-3,4,5-trisphosphate 3-phosphatase activity
Source: RefSeq, a predicted model, not a curated record